Messenger RNA from Orbicella faveolata, 3910 nucleotides. RefSeq lists its product as uncharacterized. The record is from RefSeq and is a predicted model, not a curated record. Lineage: Eukaryota; Metazoa; Cnidaria; Anthozoa; Scleractinia; Merulinidae.
UUCGACGUAUGUGCAUAUGCGUAGCUCAAGGAUCGGUUGAAGGGCAUGCGAGCUAUCAUAGUAUGCUAUGCCAGUUGUAUUUUAAUGAUAUAGCAACACAGGGUGUACGCUUCGCUAGUUCCUCGCUGAAUACUCAAAAUGCCACACAUAAGUCUGUACAUAGCUUAUUUCAUUGCUUGUCCGUGGCUGACCUUGAGAUCCAGUGAAGCUGUGACCACGCUAACAUGGCCAGAGGGAACAUACGGUUUACCUAAAGCAAACGUUGGUUGUCCUUUGUCAACAAAUUUUAAAUGGGCCACAGGGUGGAGGUUUGAGGACACCGAGGAUACAGAUCCAAGAAAUAUCAAAUCUUCAAGUUUUCAUUUAGAUACGAUUGUAGGCUUAGAUGUCAACAGGACUUUCUGCAUUAAGAUCAACGACACCAAGUCUGUCGAGUGGCCAAAAGGUCAAUAUUGUAUCUUCAAGAAAGGUAAUUGCCCCAAAGGACUCAAAGAAGGUUACAUACACUGGGACGAUGAAACAGAUAAGAACAUGAACGACAAAGGAGGAACACUUCCUGAUGGCAUAUAUGACGAGGAUACCCUGAUCUACUAUUGUUGUAGAACGGACGGAGACAAAUUUAAGCCUAUGUCCCUCCCCCUAAUAAGUCCUUUUUACCUCAAGGCAUAUCGCUCGCGUGAGUGCCAGCGCGUGCAAGGAGCGAUCUCAACUGAGGAGUAUAUACGUUUCGACAAUGAAGAUCGCUUUAACAAAGACAAAGAGAAUGGAAGUUAUCCGUACGGAGGAGGAAUUAAUAAUCACAAUAUCACCUACUGUUAUUAUAAGAGUUGCCUCUACACAUACAGCUUGGAUAAUAGCGAAAAUGCAACAGAGUUCAUCUCUCCGAAGUUUUUCGGUGAGGGAUUCCCGUAUUCGCAGAAGUGCAAGUGGCGAUUUGUUGUUCCGCAGAACAGCAAAAUCCAAAUUGAUUUUCUUGAAGCAAACCUUGAGGGAGAUGACACGAUUGACAUUCACAAUGGGUGGAACAGUGGCUCAUUAGUUGGUAACAUUAAAUCCACAAAAAAGCCAGAGACUGGUGGCUACUCGUCCCAGGGCACUGUUAUUACUCUAGAGUUCGAAUCAAAGGCACCCGGUCCUUCACGAAAACGUUCCCGCGGCUUCCGUGGAACCUUCAAAGUCAUUGGUAGUAAAGAAGUGGGUCCCGCCUGGCCAAAAGGUACAUACGGUCUGCCUCGCCCCCGUCUUGGCUGCCCUCUGUCAAACGCACCCGAUUGGAAAACUGGUUGGAGAUUCCAAGACACCGAAGAUAGCAAUCCCAACAACAAAAAAUCCGACAGCUUUCAUAUGGAUACUGUGGUCGAUAAGAGUGCCAUAAACAAAACUUUCUGUAUCACUACCCAGAAAGAGGGACCGGUGUGGCCAGAAGGUCAAUACUGCAUCUACAAGAAAGGCGCUUGUCCUGAAGGAUUCUCAGAGGGGUAUAUAUUCUUCGACGAUGAAAACCACAAAAAUCUAAACAAGAAAGGAGGUGCACUUCCUGACGGCGUAUACAACAAAGAUACAAAUAUAUCCUACUGCUGUCGAACAGAUGGGGACAAAAUGAAACCCAUCACCCUUCCUGUGGCGAGUCCUUUUUACCUGAUGGCUUACAACACGUCUGAAUGUCAGCGCGUCAAGGGAACUCUCGCUACAGAGGAGUUCAUAAGACAUGACAAUGAAGACACGAACAAUAGAGACUCCAUGAACGGAACUCAUCCGUUCGAAAAAGGAAAGUCAAAAAUUACAAUUAUGUACUGUUAUUAUGAAGCCUGUCACUUCACCAUCGGUGAGAAAUCUCAAGAGUUUACGUCACCAAACUACCUCACAGAUGGCUACCCCAACUCUCAGUUCUGUUCAUGGCGGAUCCUGGUGGAAAAGAAAACCCCGCCAACGGAACAGAUUCUAAUCAAGUUCCCUGAGUUCCACUUACAAAAGGGUAAAGAUGGAGAUAAAGUGAGGAUCUACAGUGGAUGGGACGAUAGAGCACCUCUCCUCGCGGAAUUCAAUGGGAAUAGUCCCCCUCCUGCCAAGGGUGUGGCAUCGAAAAACCACGUGGUGUACGUUGUGUUUACAUCUGAUUCACAAGGCAAAUCGAAAGGCUUUAGAGGACUCUUCCUCAAUCAAAAGUACAAUGACGACUCUGUGCCAAAAAAGCCGAUAACACUUCCUGUUGAAACAACUCAGCCAACUACAGUAAAUACGAGCAAAAUAUCAACAGCGAACAACACAGCACCCACAGCCGGCAAAAAAACUGGCGCCAAGUCCAAGUCCUCCGCUCCUGUCGGCGUUAUAAUUCCUGUAGUAAUCGCAGUUGUGAUCGUGGGUGCAAUGGUCUCUGUGUACUGCAUAAGACGGAAAAGAAUGGAAGAGAGAGUUCGGAGAACAUUAAGCCAGAGCAAGUUGGUAACAGUUAGCAACGAUAGCUACACUUAUCGGGACCUAGAUACACAAGACGACGGCUUUACGGAAGAAAUACAAGACAUUUUCCCUUCAUCCUAACUUAUCUUUUGAUCAGUUAAGUAAACCAGAUUGAAAAAAACUGGACAUAGUCAUUUGAAUUGCAUAAUCUUAUGGGAGCCUGGGAAUAGUUGAGCCUGCAGUUCUUAGGACGUUGCUAAGAAACACGACGUAGUUGGCGCGGGAAAUAUUUGAGGUUGUUGUGUUAUUUGAUUGGCAUGUAUUUGAUUGGCAUGUAUUUGAUUGGCAUGUAAGGAUCAAGAAGACUUCGAAUGCUUCACGGAAGAUUUGCGGCAUUUACAGCAAAUUGGACCUCGACCUAGGACGCUAGAAAGCUCAAUAUUAGAACCACUUCGCGAACUAAACUGAAACAGUUCAUGUUAAUGAAUCAAUGUGACUAGAUUUGCCUGUUUUGAAUAGGACUUCGUUUGCUUCGUUUAAAUCUUAGUCGAAAAGAAUAAAUUUCCAGGACAAUGUAAAGAUCAAUGUUAGGAAUAGUUUUAUAUUCAUUCCCUAUUGCUUCUGUGAUAAAUGACUUGAGUCAAGACUUUCCUUUCUCACAGUAUAGCUAGGAAGAAAAGGCACCGCAUCCAGGCUUUUCCACAAAUACCACGUAACAUCGCCUUAAUAUCUUUUCAGAAAUUCUCAAAAAUCUUCUAAAUAUCACAAAAUAUUUUCUAAAUAUCUCGAAAAACCCUCUAAAGAUCUCUAAUUUUGUCUCAAAAAUGCACUGAUGUUAAAUCAGUGAGGAAGAAGAUUCAAGCAAUUCGAUGUUAACAGCACCCUCCCUUUCGGAAAGUUGCUGCGUAAGUGUUUUUAGUGAUAUGGAAUAUAUAUGUCAAGUGGGAAAUCAUGGAACUGGAUUGUUUCUGGCUUAGAACUGAGUAUUGGUUCAAGAAAAUAGCGAAGAAAACACAGGGCUCAGCCUAAAAAGCUAUGAAUAUUUCUAAAUAUCCCUAAAUUUUCUAAAUAUCUUAGCAUUUCCUAAACAUCUUGGGAACUUCUUAUAAAUAUCCCCCAAAAGAUCCGGAUAUUUGUGGAAAGGCGUAUACGCAUCCUUUGCAAGCUAAGCUACUAUUCAAGAAGGACUGCGGACUAAGGCUGAGAACUUCUCUAAUUUUAUUUUUCUAUAACAAUUGUUAGUUGAACCAUUUUGCUAAUUUUAACACCGUUUUGUCUUUAAUAUAUUAACAAAGGGGCAGAAAAUAAAGUAAGCAAAUAUUAUAGUAGUAUUCUUUAACAGAUCUUCCAAAAACUACAACAAAAUAUGAUAAUUAAAGCGAAUGUUUGCUUUCCGUAGAUAAAUGGUUAUGAAAGAGUAACAGGAAAAAUCAACAAUUAAUUUGAACAUUGUAGACCGCACAAAGUUCAUCAAUUUGUAUACUUUCAAAAUAAAGGUCAGCGUUAACGACAA